Molecule: messenger RNA, 4705 nt
Organism: Oncorhynchus keta (chum salmon)
Lineage: Eukaryota; Metazoa; Chordata; Actinopteri; Salmoniformes; Salmonidae
Gene: azin1b
Product: antizyme inhibitor 1b
Exons: 12
Coding region: 406-1722 (438 amino acids)
Biological process (GO): positive regulation of polyamine transmembrane transport; negative regulation of protein catabolic process
Cellular component (GO): cytoplasm
Molecular function (GO): ornithine decarboxylase activity; ornithine decarboxylase activator activity
Source: RefSeq, a predicted model, not a curated record
AGCAAACCCCGCCCCUUCUCCAAGUAGCCAAGAGAAACAACGGCCGUACAUUUACAGAGCUGUCCUCAGCCAAACAUAUGGCGAAAAUAGACCUUGUUCUUUCUUUUUAAUGUGGUGUGUACUACAUUUUAAAAAUUCCGCCGAAAAAGAGAAGACGAUUUUCCGAAACAUUUUCGCCGUUAUCUCACGGCUCCCUCUUCUCUUUACAGGGGUAUAACUGCUACCCAGAAGGCCUAGGGGCGUCCCUUUACCGGGAGCGCUUUGACUUCAACGCUGAGCCGCCUUGGGAUCCUAGCUGAUAGCGGGACACGGCCUUCUACAGACUUGUCCAGGACCCACGGCUCAGUCGCGACUUUGACUCCUUGACUACUACUUCUUUAUGAUUGUCUGCUGAAUACGGUUGAGAUGAAAGGACUCGCUGACGAACCAAACCACAUGAUUGAACUCCUGGAGGGAGGAACCACCCUGGAAGAUGUCAUUGACGGGCAUGUUUACGAACAAGCUCUGGCUGAAAAGAGUGUGUUUGUAGUGUCUGACCUUGGGUCCCUGAUGAGACAGCAUGUCCAGUGGCAGCUCACCAUGCCCCAGAUCAGGCCCUACUACCAGGUCCAAUCCAACAGCAGCCCGGUCGUCAUCGAGGUCCUGGCCUCUCUCGGCCUCGGCUUCGUCUGUGCUGACAAGGCUGAAGUCAGUCUGGUGUUGGACCACGGCGUGCCCCCUGACAACAUCAUCUUCUCUGGAGUUUGCAAACAGCUGUCCCACAUCAAACACGCAGCCAAGAAUGGCGUCGACCUCUUGGUGUGCGACAGCGAGACGGAACUCUACAAGAUAGCCCGUUCUCACCCCAAGGCCAGGCUGCUGGUUCAGGUAACUACGUGGGCCCAGGCUGCAGAGACCAGCAUGGAGUUUGGCUGCUCUCUGAAGAGCUGUAGACACCUGCUGGAGGCUGCCAAGGACCUGGGGGUGCAGGUGGUGGGAGUUACGUUUCACAUUCCCAGCUCCUGCAAGGACCUGCAGGCCUACACCCACGCGCUGUCAGAUGCCCGCUGUGUGUUUGACAUGGGUGCGGAGUUGGGGUUCAACAUGAGCAUCCUGGAUAUUGGUGGUGGAUUCUCUGGCUCAGAGUUUCAGCUCAAACAGGUUCAUACCACCGUCAGACUGCUGCUGGAUGCCUACUUCCCCACUCUGUCUGGAGUGCAGGUCAUCGCUCAGCCUGGUAGCUACUACGUCUCCUCUGCCUUCACUCUGGCUGUCAAUGUCAUCGGCAAGAAGGUUGUGGCCCGGGACUGGAACGGCCUUGCUCGGGAUGAGCUGACCCCAGAUGACGAGCCAGAGUUCCUGUACUACCUGAACGAUGGCGUCUUCGGGUCUUUCUCCAGCAAGCUGCUUGGAAGCCCCAUCCCUGCCCCGGCUGUGCACAAGAGGGGGCCGAGGGCUGAGGAGCCAAUGUUCUCCAGCAGCCUGUGGGGUCCAUCAUGUGACAGCCUAGACCAGCUGGUAGACCACUGCCUGCUGCCUGAGCUCAGCCCUGGAGACUGGCUGGUCUUUAACAACAUGGGGGCUGCUGGUCUGGGGGACAUCUCCUCCUUCAGUGACCGCUCAGCCAUCAGACCACCUGUCUACUACACUGUCUCCACUGCUGACUGGUACAACAUACAGGAGGCUGGAAUAGCUGUGGACAGCGCCAUGAAGAACUUCUCCAUGGUCCAGUACGGUGCAUAGCUCCGCUCUGUCCCUCCCUCUCCGGUGUGACAUCCGAGAGAGAUCUCCUUACCCUGGGCUUUUAGUGGUCAACAUUCCAACGGCCGUGGAAAAUGCAGUGUUAAACUUUCCAGGAAGGUUGAAAUAGACUUGUGAUUUCCUGGGAACAGAAAACGAUUUAUUGGUGACCCAUACCUCCCAAUUCUCAAUUUGUUUUUGGAAAAAAGAAAAAGAUCAACACGUUUAUCCCUCUUCCUACUCGCCCCUCAGAUAGAAAACACGUUUAUACCUCUUCCUACUCGCCCCUCCUCCUCAGAUAGAAAACAGCACGUUUAUCCCUCUUCCUACUCGCCCCUCCUCCUCAGAUAGAAAACAGCACGUUUAUCCCUCUUCCUGCUCGCCCCUCAGAUAGAAAACACGUUUAUACCUCUUCCUACUCGCCCCUCCUCCUCAGAUAGAAAACAGCACGUUUAUCCCUCUUCCUACUCGCCCCUCCUCCUCAGAUAGAAAACAGCACGUUUAUCCCUCUUCCUACUCGCCCCUCCUCCUCCUCAGAUAGAAAACACGUUUAUCCCUCUUCCUACUCGCCCCUCCUCCUCAGAUAUAAAACACGUUUAUACCUCUUCCUACUCGCCCCUCCUCCUCCUCAGAUAGAAAACACGUUUAUCCCUCUUCCUACUCGCCCCUCCUCCUCCUCAGAUAGAAAACACGUUUAUCCCUCUUCCUACUCGCCCCUCCUCCUCAGAUAGAAAACACGUUUAUCCCUCUUCCUACUCGCCCCUCCUCCUCAGAUAGAAAACACGUUUAUCCCUCUUCCUACUCGCCCCUCCUCCUCAGAUAGAAAACACGUUUAUCCCUCUUCCUACUCGCCCCUCCUCCUCCUCAGAUAGAAAACACGUGUAUCCCUCUUCCUACUCGCCCCUCAGAUAGAAAACACGUUUAUCCCUCUUCCUACUCGCCCCUCAGAUAGAAAACACGUUUAUCCCUCUUCCUACUCGCCCCUCAGAUAGAAAACACGUUUAUCCCUCUUCCUACUCGCCCCUCAGAUAGAAAACACGUUUAUCCCUCUUCCUACUCUCCCCUCAGAUAGAAAACACGUUUAUCCCUCUUCCUACUCGCCCUCAGAUAGAAAACACGUUUAUCCCUCUUCCUACUCGCUCCUCAGAUAGAAAACACGUUUAUCCCUCUUCCUACUCGCCCCUCCUCCUCAGAUAGAAAACACGUUUAUCCCUCUUCCUACUCGCCCCUCCUCCUCAGAUAGAAAACACGUUUAUCCCUCUUCCUACUCGCCCCUCCUCCUCAGAUAGAAAACACGUUUAUCCCUCUUCCUACUCGCCCCUCCUCCUCAGAUAGAAAACACGUUUAUCCCUCUUCCUACUCGCCCCUCCUCCUCAGAUAGAAAACACGUUUAUCCCUCUUCCUACUCGCCCCUCCUCCUCAGAUAGAAAACACGUUUAUCCCUCUUCCUACUCGCCCCUCAGAUAGAAAACACGUUUAUCCCUCUUCCUACUCGCCCCUCAGAUAGAAAACACGUUUAUCCCUCUUCCUACUGGCCCCUCAGAUAGAAAACACGUUUAUCCCUCUUCCUACUGGCCCCUCAGAUAGAAAACACGUUUAUCCCUCUUCCUACUCGCCCCUCAGAUAGAAAACACGUUUAUCCCUCUUCCUACUCGCCCCUCCUCCCCCUCAGAUAGAAAACACGUUUAUCCCUCUUCCUACUCGCCCCUCAGAUAGAAAACACGUUUAUCCCUCUUCCUACUCGCCCCUCCUCCCCCUCAGAUAGAAAACACGUUUAACAGUAACAUAUGCAACUAAAUGGAUGACUGUGUAGAUGGAACUCCGCUUCCUAACCAGGUUUAUUCAUUAGAUAUUUUACAUAAAUGUGUAAUUGGUUCAUUUAUAUUAUAUAUUGAUUACCUGUUGACAGUCUUGUAAAAAUCACUUGUCUGUUCAACAUGAUGAUGCAUUUGUCUAUAGAAGAUGAUUCGCCAGGUUUAAUAUUUAAAAUCAGUACUAAAUUUUUGCUUUUGACCCCAUAGUCUAGUUUAAGUGAGAUGUUAACCUUAACCCAUUCUUGAUUACGUUUCAUAUUUUUUUUUGGGGGGGGGGUUUAUUAAUUGCAUUUUGUCAAAUAAUAUGGAGCACGUUUGAGUUCCCGCCAACAUUUUCCCCAAGUACAUGCGGUUUUACUGAGCAAUAUCUUCCGUGGGAAUACUGUUGUCUGUUUGAACGCUACAUGGAUAACUGUGAUUCCAUUGUGACAUCUUAACGUUCUUGCUUGGUGAGAGGGGCAUUUGAAGGAUUUGUUGAAGUGAUUUCUUCCCAGAGGACUUCUGAACAGAACUAGCUGGGUUCUGUUUGCUAAUGUACAGACAGAACUUUACCAGGCUGGCCGAAAGUGGUCCUUGGUUCUAAAACCUUUUGAGGAAGUGUUCUGGACAGGAAAGCCCCCUUCAGCAUUACAGCCCUUGGCUUUCACUCUGAUCAUGCUGUAUAGCUUCUCUGCUGGGUUAGAGAUACAACUAACAUCAGCCUUGAGACUUGGAACAUUUUGUUUCGAUAAACAUUUCAGCCACAAGUGUGUUUACAAGGCUUUGUUCUCUGUCGCCACACCACAUAGCAGUCCACCAAUAGACUUGUCUUCAUAUUUAUGUGGAUCUAGCUUCUCAUGCCUCUCUUACUGUAUGGUGGUCUAACAUAAUGUCUAAAUAAGGUGACCAGAGCUGGACCCAUAUCUGGUUGUGCUCUUUCCAUCUCCAUUGCUCAUUGUCAAUCCCAAGCUGUUUGCCAUGACAAUGAGUGACAAGGAAGUGGGCAUGAUAGUGCAAACAGACUGGCACUCAAGCUAGACCAGACCUGACUCUUAACUGUCCCCCUUGUUGGACAAGUAAAGUACUGGAAAUGACUUUCUAAGGCACUAAUGGACCGUGUCCUAUUUUUGACUGUAAAUUGUGCUUGUUAAAGUAAUGCAAGUGAUUAAUUUAAUACAUCUUUUGGACUGAAA